UGAAUCAGGAUUUGAUACUCUGUCUGGAUAAACGAUAUGGCUGCCAACGUUACUACUACAGCUACUCUGUCUCUCUCCUUCGCUGCGACAACCUCUUCUUCUCUCCUUGCUAGUAGUAGUAAUAGUAAUAGCUCCUCAAAACGAUUAUUUUCAUUUUCUGCGCUUCCUUAUCCUUCUUUCUCGCUUCGCACCUCAAAUCCUAGGGCUGUUCUCAAUGGACAAACGCCAAACGGCGUCGUUUCUGACCCGGAACAACAACAACAACCACUCAAGCUGCGAAAUACAACCGAACUCUACGUCUGUAACCUUCCUAGAACCUAUGACACCCAACAGCUACUCGAUAUCUUUACUCCUCAUGGAACCGUUUUAUCUGCACAGGUUUGCCGGAAUGCCGAGACAGGUGAGAGUAAGGGGAGUGCUUAUGUCAAGAUGGGAUCUUAUAAUGCUGCUAAAAAUGCAGCUGCUAACUUGGAUGGAUUGGAUGUUGAAGGGCGCGAAAUGCGGGUUAAAUUUUCACUUCAGAUGAAUAUUAAGAAGAAUUUUGUAGAGACAUUGAACGCAACGCCUUUGAGAACUAUAUUUUAUGAAGGACCUCAUAAGGCGUAUGUUGGGAAUCUUGCUAAGUCUGCUACACCUGAAGACCUGAGAUAUCUCUUUGGUAAAUUUGGAAAUGUGGCUAGUGUGAGGGUGUUGCAAGAUAUGAAACAGGGGAAAAGUCGUACCUAUGCCUUUGUCUCUUAUCUUUCUCAGAGUGAACGUGACGCCGCUAUGUCUCUCAAUGGAACUGAAUUUUGUGGUCGAAUUCUAGUGGUUAGAGAGGGUGUGGAGCAGACCAGAACUUAAUUGGAGCUUUCAGAUUCUGCAUAGAGAAUAUUCCAAUUUUAGGUGUCUCCCAUUGAGGAAGCUCUCUGCUCUUGUAUGUACUUGUACAACUAUACAAGCAAUAUUGAUGUGAGAACCUUCAUAUACAGAAAAUAUCAGCUAGAAGUGGAGGUUGCCCAGUAUGACUGUUCCAUCAAAAUCUAGAUUUUCACUCUUAUAUCUUUGUUGUAUGUCAAAUUGCAAUCACCAGUGUGUGUAUGGAACAUGAUUUUCCUUGUGACAAAGUAUUGGUCAAGAACAAACAUUGUAAGAGCUGAUAGAGAAACUUUUCUUCCUUUACUUUUAUACAUACAUAUCUAUAGACAUUUAAUCUGUAA
Messenger RNA from Trifolium pratense (red clover), 1199 nucleotides. RefSeq names its product 30S ribosomal protein 2, chloroplastic. Gene Ontology annotation, cellular component: cytosol. Gene Ontology annotation, molecular function: mRNA binding. The coding region runs from base 37 to 843 and encodes 268 amino acids. The record is from RefSeq and is a predicted model, not a curated record. Lineage: Eukaryota; Viridiplantae; Streptophyta; Magnoliopsida; Fabales; Fabaceae. The transcript has 4 exons.